This is a messenger RNA of Peronospora matthiolae, 732 nucleotides long. NCBI's taxonomy places the organism in Eukaryota, Oomycota, Peronosporomycetes, Peronosporales, Peronosporaceae. The record is from the annotation of a GenBank genome assembly.
AUGGAUGCCGAUGUCGUUGGGAUCGAUAUCGAUGAUGACGAUGGCGACGAUGCUGUCAUAUUCAGCAUCUCCAAUGACUGCCACAGUGAGGACGAUGACGCCCUCACUGGUGAAGACAACGUUCUUGCAGCAGUGCACACGAAGCGCACUGGUGUUGACAAGGAUGAGCCAUCAGAGGAAUUUCUGCUGACUCGCGAAGCGGUUGUCCACUUCGUUCAAGACUCUAUUGCAGAUGCACUAGACCGACAGAAGAGAAACGUAGACAAACAUGGAAGAGCAAAUGUUCUUUCAUUUAAUAAAGAAAACUUAGUUUUUACUGUCAGCAUUAAAUAUACAAAAAACACAGUGACAAACAUGGGCAGCAGUUCAUUACUGCCCAAGUACACCGGUCCAUUUCGUGUGUUGUGCCGCAUGGGCAACGCUUACACGAUCGAACUGCCUUGUAGGAUGCGUACGCAUCCUACGUUUUACAUUGGACGUCUCCGCCCGUACUAUCAGUACGAGCCCGUUUCGAGAUGCGAAGAACACCUCCGCGGUCGAGAGCCGAGACCACCUUCGAGUGGUCCUGUUACAACGAGCCAGUCUGGUCGACUAGCGAAGCGACCUGUUCACGCAGUUCAGCGAUGUCUCGACGAGCUACAGACAGCUCGUACGAAGAAAACGAGUCGAACGUUCGUUCUCAAAUCGCGCGAACGCAAACUCGGCACGAUCGUUCGAACGAUCGUGCGCUAA